AUGGCUCCUGUUCGAACUCAUGAUGCUGUCUCUACAGCUGACCCCAAAUCAACCCACGAGCGUCCGCAUAAACGCCGACGCGUGCAAACGGCCCAGUCGACCGAACCUUCUGCACCUGGCGUCUCGAAACUAAAAGCUUCACUGAGGCAAACGCGGAGACUACUCGCGAAGGACUUCCUGGCGGCAGAUGUACGCGUUGACACAGAACGUCGGCUGCAUGCACUCGAAGCCGAGUUGGCGGCGGCGGAACAGGCGAAUAAAGAGCGUGCAAUGGCUACCAAAUACCAUAGGAUAAAAUUCUUCGACCGCAAAAAGCUGCUUCGACGGGUGAAACAAGUCCAACGCCAGCUCGGCGCAGAAGAGCUUUCCAGCAAAGAACGCAAGAAACUUGAACGUACUCUCGGCGAUCUCCGUGUCGACUUGAACUACGUCACUCAUUACCCAAAGGCCGAACGCUACAUCUCUCUCUUCCCGCCAGAAGUACGACAACACGAUCACGACAGCGAGGAGGCGCACACUGUCGAGCCUAUCCAUAUGCACAAAGGCCAAGAACCUGAAAAUGCCACGGAUAAGCGGCGAGAAGAGCUUCGAGCGUGGAUACGCGAGAGAAUGGAGGCAGGAGAGUUUGCCCGAGAGCCCGAAGUUGGCGGAGACCCUGAACAGGAUGAGGGUCGGAGGAGCAUAGUAUCGGCUCCUCAAUUUGACAGUGGAAAGGCGGAUACCGUUAUGGAGGGUGGUGAUGAAGAGCAGUCUGACGCUGCGCCGACGCGACCAAAGGCUAAGAAGAUCAAGCGGAGAAAGAGUAAAGGCGAGGAACCAGACGGAUCUUCUGCCAAUCAAACAACAGAGACAAAUCCUGCGAGGGAGGAGCAUGCGCGGCCCACGAUGAAGCAUAAGAAUGUGGGGACAAGGUCCAAGACACCCAGGACGGGCGAGGGAGCAUCUGCGAAGAUCGGUCUCGCAGGAGACGAUUUCUUCGGCGAUGAUUAG
Peniophora sp. CBMAI 1063 is the source of this 990-nucleotide messenger RNA. Lineage: Eukaryota; Fungi; Basidiomycota; Agaricomycetes; Russulales; Peniophoraceae. The record is from the annotation of a GenBank genome assembly.